GCCUGGUCAUUCUUGACGGAGGGCGUGAAGUUCCGUGCGGGGCGGCUGUACGAGACCUUCUGGAACUCCCAGUCCAACGUGAAGUACACGGUGGUGUUCCUGUACCCGGGGGCGCUAUUCUACGUCCGGUGGCGCGCGGAGACCCAGUACAA
This is a messenger RNA of Prorocentrum cordatum, 152 nucleotides long. The record is from the annotation of a GenBank genome assembly. Lineage: Eukaryota; Dinophyceae; Prorocentrales; Prorocentraceae.